Molecule: messenger RNA, 2307 nt
Organism: Neopelma chrysocephalum (saffron-crested tyrant-manakin)
Lineage: Eukaryota; Metazoa; Chordata; Aves; Passeriformes; Pipridae
Gene: ARHGAP36
Product: Rho GTPase activating protein 36
Exons: 11
Coding region: 886-2280 (464 amino acids)
Biological process (GO): signal transduction
Source: RefSeq, a predicted model, not a curated record
UCCCUGCCCAUGGCAGGGGGUGGGAUGAGAUGAGCUUUAAGGUCCCUUCCAACCCAAGCCACUCCAUGAUCAUCACCACGUCAUGGCUGUGGUCCCCAGGGAGCUCGUGGGUGUGUUAGCAGGUGAGGAGGUGCCAAUUUUGGGUGUUAACAUGUGUUUUGUGGGUUGCUGUAGGUUUGUGAGGCUCUCCAGGGUCUGUAACCCCCCAGGCACAACCUGUGAGCUGUAGAUCCAUCCUGUCAGGCCUGUGAGCUCCUCGGUGCCAGAGCUCUGCAGGGACUCUGCAGUCCCCCAGGCCCGGGGUGGGUGUGGAGGGCAUCCCUGGGCCCUGCCUGUGCCAGGCUCUGCUGGAGACACGAUCACCGGGAAGAUCCCACGAUGGAGCAGUGGGAAGGUCUGCACGGAGAGCUGAGGUGGAAACCAUCUGCUUGGCCCACACUGACCAGUCCAGGCAGCACAUUCCCAGUUCAGGUUCCACCUGCUGGAACAGCCAGCGCUCCGGUGGGUGUCCUGGUGCAAAUGGAUGGGAAAACUCGGGAUGGAAGGGAUUGAGCAAUGGUCGGUCCCUGCCAAGGCACAGUGUCCGGCGUGGGAAGCGCGGCUCCUUCCAUCUAACCCUGCCCUCUCUCCACACGCUGCUUCUGGAUCUCGUUUCUUUUGGCAGAAAAUUCACAUUCUCAUCCGCCCUCCCCUCCUCUCGGCCGCGGCGGCUCCUCUCCAGCACUUCCCCGCUUCUCCUCUUGCUUGUGGACUGGGAAGGGACCCCAGAGCCACGGUGGAGACGCUGCUGUGAAAGGAAGGAAGAGCUCCCAGAGCUGCUGGUCCUGCUGUGAGAGGACACAGGGAAGAGGACCUUUGUCUCGGCUGCUGUGCCAGGCCCCUGGGAUGCAGCCCGUGGCCCUGCAGAGCCUGUCGGAGCUGGAGAGGGCCAGUCUGCAGGAGCUCGCGCUGUACCGGCUGCAGGAGAAGCUGCUCGUGGGGGAUCUCAGCCUGGACAGAGAUGGACCCAAAGGCAUUAAAUCCAUCCGGCAGAAGCUGGAGAGCUUCUCAAAGGAGAGGAAAGACUGCUCACCUCACACCUUCGGGAUCCCGCUCUCCCAGGUCAUUGCCAACGACCGCGCCCACCGGCAGCUCCAGGAAGCCGUGGGGAAGAGUCGCCGGCUCUGCCUGGAGGUGGAGGCCACGGUGACCAGGUUUCGGGCUCAGAGGCAGAAGAAAUCUGGGAUGGGCCCCAGCUGUGUCCGAGCACCUGACGGGGGCUUCCCAGAGGAGCCGCUUUCCCCAACUCUUCCGGACAAGAGCUUGUGGAGCCAGCGGAGGGGGGCCAUGUCAGUGGAUUCCAUCACCGACCUGAGUGACAACGCGUCCAAGCUGCUGGAGGCACUGCAGCUCUCACACCCCCACGAGCUGGACCCACGGAGAGUCCUGGGCAAGAAGAAGAUGCUGAGCCUCAACCCCAUCACCUGGCAGGUCCCACGGAUCGUGGACAGGUGCUGCACACACAUUGAGAUGCACGGUCUCCAAACAGUGGGAAUCUUCCGCGUUGGGAGCUCCAAGAAAAGAGUUCAGCAGCUGAGGGAGGAGUUUGACCAAGGGCUGGAUGUUUUUUUGGAUGAGCAUCAAAGUGUUCAUGAUGUGGCUGCUCUGCUCAAAGAGUUUCUUCGGGAUAUGCCGGAUUCCCUGAUUCCCAGAGAGCUCUAUGGAGCCUUCCUCAGCACAGCCACCAUGGAGGGGCCAGCACAGCUGGAUGCCCUCCAGCUGCUGCUCUUCCUGCUGCCCCCCUGCCACAGCGACACCCUGCACCGGCUCCUGCGCUUCCUCGGAGAGGUGGCCCGGCACGCCGAGCGCUCCUGGGAUGCUGAUGGCCGGGAGGUUCCCGGGAAUAAAAUGACAGUUCCAAACCUGGCCACAGUCUUUGGUCCCAACAUCCUGCAGAAGGAGAAGCCUGGAGAGAAAGACUCUGGUGCCCUGAACUUUGAGGACAGCGCUGCCAUAAUCCUGGUGCUCCAGAGGAUGAUCGAGCACCACCAGGCCCUGUUCAUGGUGUCUCCAGAGAUGCAGUGUGACAUCCUGAGGAGGCUGUUCCAGACUGAUCCAGAUGUCAUUGACUACCUGCUGCGCAGGAAGUUCCCUGCUGUGCCGCCCCUGGAGCGUGAGGGUUCCGCAGAGGGCCGCUCUCCCUCCGCACUGCCCGGCUGGACACGCAGCCUGGAGAGCAGCUCGGUCUCCUCGGAGCUCUACAGCAAUGUCUCGUUCCUAAACCUGCACGUUGGCAUCUAGUGAGCCCUGGCCAGGCCCUCUGGACAA